Adineta steineri is the source of this 966-nucleotide messenger RNA. Lineage: Eukaryota; Metazoa; Rotifera; Eurotatoria; Adinetida; Adinetidae. The record is from the annotation of a GenBank genome assembly.
AUGAUGAAUGUUGCUGACGAAAUAUUAUCAGGUCUUGUCAAUCAUCCUAAGUCAUUAUCGAAUCUUCAAUGGCUUCAUUAUGAUCAUGAAGGAUCACUUAUUUUCGAGAAAAUUGUUUUACAAGACGAAUAUUAUGUUGCACGAACCGAACGUUCUAUUUUAAAAUCGAAUGCCGAUGAAAUUAUUGUUAAGACUGUAGAUAAUCGAAAUAAACGUCUUCGUAUUGUCGAGCUUGGUGCUGGUACAGCUAGUAAAACGUCUAUUCUUCUUGCAGCUGCUGUAAAACAUCAAGGAUCUGCUAUUGAUUACUUUCCAAUUGAUGUAUCAUCAUCGGCACUUACCGAAGCACAAUCAAGCUUAACAUGUCUCGUACCUGAUGUAUGCGUCAUACCACAGAUUAAAAAUUACGUAACAGACGAGUUUAUCCUACCAAAUUUUGAUGGAUGUACAUUAGUCAUUUAUAUUGGCUCAUCGAUUGGAAAUUUUUCUCGAGAAGAAGCCACACGAAUUCUUUCUCAUGUACAUAAACAAUUAAAGGCAGGAGAUGCCUUGUUACUUGGUGUCGAUAUGUGUCAAGAUCCUGCUGUACUAUUGCCAGCCUAUAAUGAUAAGAAUGGUGUGACGAGUGCUUUCCAUUUGAAUGUAUUACGUCAUCUUAAUCGUGAAUUUGGAUAUAAUUUCGAUCUUGAUCAAUUUCGUUAUAAAGUUAUAUGGAAUAAACAUCAUUCAAGAGUAGAAAAGCAUGUUGAGAGUUUGUGUUCACAACAAGUGAAAUGUAUUAAUCAAUCUGAAGAACAUAUUAUUUAUUUUAAUCAAGGAGAAACAAUUCAUAUCGAAGAUAGUCAAAAAUUUACCAAUGAGCAAAUUACUAUGCUUUUAAAUAAUGCUGCUUUUCAAAUUGAACACAUAUGGAGCGAUGAACAUAAAUGGGUUAAUAUUAUAUUAGCACGUGUUCUACCAAAAUAA